AUGUCCUUUCCACCGCAUUCCUUGCACGUAUCCCUUCCACCGUGCCCUUUCCACGGGUCGCGUUCCGUCCAUUUCGCGCCUGUGCGCGUCGCUCUUGGUGCUGCUAAGCCCUUUCUUCCACACCAACCUUCUCACUACACCCCCCCUCUCUUCGACACCCUCUCCCCCUCUCCCCGUCUUCCCCAUCACCCUCGUCCCAUCUUCCCAUCCUCCCCUCUCCCCCUCUUCCCCUCCUCCCCUCUCCCUUUCGUCCCUUCUCACCUUCUCCUCGUCUCCCUUUCUCGCUCUCCCCCUCGUCCCCUUCCCAUGGCCGCUCUGCACACCAUAGCAUCGUCUCUCACCUCCUCCAACCCUUCUUCCACGCCUGUGGCCGCUCUUCACACCAUAGCAUCGACCCUCACCUCCUCCAACCCCUUCUUCCACGCCUGGUCUGGAAACGACCCUUGCGUCGCCGUUGCUCCUGGUGGUGGUGGUGGCGGUGGUGGUGGUGCUGCUGCUGGUCCCAGCAGCAAGGGCUGGCAGGGGGUUACCUGUGAGAGUGACGGUUCGGGCAACCAUGUGGUUACAGCGCUGACACUGCAAGGGUUGGGACUUUCCGGGCAGCUUCCGCCAGCUCUCUUCGAGCUAACGGCACUCAAAAGCCUGGACAUUUCUCUCAACCCAGCGCUCACAGGCAGCAUAUACAGCACCAUCAGCGCUCUUUCAGAACUCUCCAUGCUGGACAUGCACGGAUGCAACCUGUCAGGAUCCAUACCUUCAACCAUCAGCCUCUUAAGAAAUCUCAACUUCUUUGCUGUCAACAGCAACCAGCUCUCUGGCAGCAUCCCUAGACAGGUGGCGAAUCUAACCAACCUCUAUUUCUUUGACAUCACAGACAACAACAUCUCAGGGCCUGUGCCCAUCCAACCGGGAUUCGACACGUGUACCAGCAUGGGCCACCUUCACCUGAGUCGCAACCAGCUAACAUACGUUCCAGGGGAACUGGGACGCCUCCCAAACCUCAUCCACCUCCUGGUGGACAACAACCGUCUCAACCAGACCUUUCCAGCGGGACUCAGUGGCUCCACCAGCCUCCAGAUCAUCCAUCUGAGCAACAACACCAUUCAGGGCUGGCUUCCACCUUCUCUCAGCCUCCCAGCACUGCAAGACCUGUCGAUGCACAAUUGCUCCAUGCAGCCCCAACCACUGCCGCCUUUGACAGGCCUCCCAUCACUCUGCUACCUCGAUUUGAGUCGCAACAACUUUCAAGGCCCCCUGCCGCUUGCUCUCUUCACCACACACCCUGACCUGGUAACCCUCAAUCUCGCAUUGAACCAUCUCAACGGCACCCUCCCUCCCGGGCUGCCCUCAGCCAACCUCACACGCCUGCACUCCAUUAUCCUAUCAGACAACAAACUAACCGGCCCCGUGCCUCCUCUAGACGCCCUCCCUGUCAUCGCCACCAUCUCCCUCUUUGAUAACCACUUCACCCGCGCGCCUGCUGCUCUGCUCAGCAACGAGAACGUCACACUGCAGCUAUACGGCAACGACCUCUGUGUGCCCUACCGCCCUGCAGUCACUGCAGCCUGCUCGCCUCCACUCGGCUUCAUGCAGUAUCAGCCCCCUCCCAUUUGCGACGACCUCGCCUGCCCCUCUCUCUACGCGCCCAGCCCGCCCCUGCUCGCGCUGACCAACGUGUGUGUGUGUGCUUCGCCGCUGGAGGUGGAAUUGAAGCUGACUGCGCCGCAGUAUGCGGUGUUUAAUGAUGAGCUCGCGAGUCUGCUUGUAGAGAGGAUCGCGGGGAGCUUGGGGAAGAAUGGGAUCGGCAUUUCGACAGGGCAGGUGGGUCUGGUCUGGUGUGUCUCGCCGCUGGAGGUGCAGCUGAAGCUCACUGCGCCGCAGUACGCGGUAUUUCAUGACGACCUCGCGAGUCUGCUUGUAGAGAGGGUAGCGGAGAGUCUGGGCAAGAAUGGUAUCGGCAUUUCGACGGGGCAGGUGGGUCUGGGGGGAACUGGUGGGUGUGGUGGGGACAGGGCAGGUGGGUAUGGUGGAGCAGGCACCAGGUCUAUCCUCUCUCCUUCCACCAUCAGCACCUCCAUCCGCUUCUUUCCCCAUUCCCCCGAGCCCCCUUCCCCAUUCCCCCGAGCCCCCUUCCCCAUUCCCCCGAGCCCCCUUCCCCAUUCCCCCGAGCCCCCUUCCCCAUUCCCCCGAGCCCCCUUCCCCGUUCUCCCUCCCAGUCUCUCUCCCUCCCAGUCUCUCUCCCUCCCAGUCUCUCUCCCUCCCAACUUGUUCCCACCCUCGUGCCCUCACACCAACAGAUCGCCAUCGUGUCGGUUACCAGGCCUAUACUCUCCCCUUCCACCUUCCUCUGUUCCCUUUCUCCUAUGUUCCCCUCUCUUCGUUUGCUUCCUCCCCCCUCGUUCAACAGAUCGCCAUAGUGUCAGUCACCGGGUGAGACCUGGGGGAGGCAUGCAUGGGGCAGGUGAGACCUGGGGGAGGCAUGCACGGGGAAGGUGUGACCGUGAGUCUUUUAUCUGGCAGAUAAGGGAGGCGUUCGUGUGGCACAAGGUGCUGCUGGGGACGGACUUUCGGCCUCACAUUGUGGAGGCCAUGUAUGGGCCAGGUGAGAGAGGAAGCAGUAGGCCACUUCACCAGGUGGGCCUUAUAUCGUGGAUGCCAUGUACAGGCCAGCUCCCUGUGGCGCCUACUGGGGGAGGGGGCAUGACCACUGCUGCAAUUGUGGGCAUCAGUGGUGGAGGGAGUGCUCCCCCACCCGCCCCCCCUGUGGCGCCUACUGGGGGAGGGGGCAUGACCACUGCUGCAAUUGUGGGCAUUGUGGUGGGGGGAGUGGUGGCCGUCGCUCUCAUUACUCUGCUGAUCGUGUGGCUGGUGCUGCUAAGGAACCGAAACAAAGGUGAGACCAGUGGAGCCUACUUGUUCUCAUGCCUUUGCCCUCUCGUGUUGCUGGUGCCCUCUGUUCUCUUCCUCUCUCGUGUUGCUGGUGCCCUCUGUUCUCUUCCUCUCUCGUGUUGCUGGUGCCCUCUGUUCUCUUCCUCUCUCGUGUUGCUGGUGCCCUCUGUUCUCUUCCUCUCUCGUGUUGCUGGUGCCCUCUGUUCUCUUCCUCUCUCGUGUUGCUGGUGCCCUCUGUUCUCUUCCUCUCUCGUGUUGCUGGUGCCCUCUGUUCUCUUCCUCUCUCGUGUUGCUGGUGCCCUCUGUUCUCUUCCUCUCUCGUGUUGCUGGUGCCCUCUGUUCUCUUCCUCUCUCGCAAAAUAUGUGCUCUCCGCCCCGCAUCCCCCACUCAUCCGCAUACCCGCCAACAUCAGACCUGUGGAGCUCAGAGGACUACAAGGCAAUAGAGGGGCUGCAGGCGCUGGGCGUGCACCGGUGCAGCUCAGUCUGAGGCAAUAUGUGCUCUCCACCCAUCCCCACCCAUCUUCACCGCUCCCCAUCCCUCCCCAUCCCUUCCCACCCCUCUCCAUCCCCCUCCACCGCUUCCCACCUCGGUAUUUUCCUGAAACAUCAGACCUGUGGAGUUCAGAGGACUACAAGGCAAUAGAGGGGCUGCAGGCGCUGGGCAUGCACCGGUGCAAGCUGAAGGAGAUAGCCGAUGCCACCCAGGGGUUCAAGACGCUGCUGGGGGAGGGCGGAUACGGACAGGUGUACCGGGGAGUGCUGGUAACAGGAGAGGUGGUGGCAGUGAAACGAGCCAAGGGCCAUGUGAAGCUGGGUGGCACGGAGUUUCGCAACGAGAUCCAGCUGCUGUCAGCAGUACGCCAUCGCAACCUGGUGGCGCUGAAAGGCUUCUGUGUGGAGGCGGGCGAGCAGCUGCUGGUGUAUGAAUUCAUAGAGAGGGGGACGUUGGAAGAUAUGCUGAGAGCCGACUCAAAGCACCAGUUGACGUGGCGGCAGCGGGUCAACAUUGCGUAUGGAGCGGCCAAUGGGUUUGCGUACCUGCACCAUCAGAUCAAGCCGCCCAUCAUCCACCGCGAUGUCAAGACGGCCAACAUCCUCAUCACAGCAGGCCUCGAAGCAAAGGUGUCAGACUUUGGAAUAUCCAAGGCUGUUCCUGAGGAGGCGGAGGGAGGGAAGCUGGAGACACAAGUCAAAGGGACCGUGGGCUAUUUGGACCCACAAUAUUUCCAAUGCGAUCUUCUGACUGAGAAGAGUGACGUGUACAGCUUUGGCAUCGUGCUGCUAGAGCUUGCCACUGGCCUCCGCCCGGUGACCAACGGGGAGCACAUAAGACGGAUCGUGAUCGAUAGGGUUACCAACCACGGUGGUGUGAACAGUGUCAUGGACCCGGUUUUAAAAGCCAUGUGUGAGGGGCAGCAGGGGGGGGAUAGGGGGACCGGGGAGGGGGGAGGAGAGGCCGGAGGAGCUAGGGGAGGAGAAGGAGAAGGGGAGGGUGGAGGGGAAGGGAGAGGAGGUAGAGGAGGUGGGGGAGGUGGAGAGGUGGGGAUGAGUGAAAGUAAGGAGACGUGUGGAAGCGAGGCCUUGGAGGAGACGUUUGAGUGGUUCUUGCGGCUUGCAAUGCGGUGCAGCUUGAAACAGGCUCAGAACCGACCCGACAUGCAACAGGUUUUGAAGGAGUUGGAAGGGAUUAAGAGGCGGUUGAACCGGGUUUCUGCUUCUCGUGGUGUUGGCGGUAGUGCUGGUGCUGCUGCUGCUGGCGCUGCUGCUGGCGCUGCUGCUGGUGGUGCUGCUGGUGGUGAUAGUAGCAGGCGUGACAAUGGCGAAGGGCACGAUUGGGAAGAGGAGCCUGUGUGUGUGGCUAAGUCACAAACCAGCGACAAGUUUUGGAAAGAAAUAGCUGCAGCGGCAUCAGGAGGCGCUGCAAGGGAGGAUUGGGGGGAGGAGGACGAGGAGGAGGAUGUUUCGUGGUAUGAGGAGCGAAUGAAGAGGAGUGGAGAAGGGAAGGGUGGGACUUCGAGCAGCGGUGGGGAUGGGUUGAGUCCGAUGGUUACGUUCAGUGGGAGUGUGCAUAAAGGAGACGUUAAUCCCCGGUGA
This is a messenger RNA of Closterium sp. NIES-65, 4986 nucleotides long. NCBI's taxonomy places the organism in Eukaryota, Viridiplantae, Streptophyta, Zygnematophyceae, Desmidiales, Closteriaceae. The record is from the annotation of a GenBank genome assembly.